UCCCCCCUUUCAAUCUUCCCUGUCUGUGGAGAAUUGGAUUCCUCCCUUCCCUCCCCCGCCCUCCCUACCUCCCUCGCUCAAUUGCGCUGCUACACCUCGAAUUCCUAUGCACUCGGUGUGGCAGGCAGGGAAUUGCGCGCUGGCGCAUGUUCUUGUUGGAAUGUGAGGGGUUUUGGAAAGUUUUGGAGAUUCGAAGCGAUUCGGAGUUUACAGCUGAAGGUUUGUGCCGACGAGCUCGCGUUUUCAGCUGAGGACAUUCUACUCACUCUACAAGUUUGAGUUGCAUAUUCUCAUCCGGAUUUUAAUUUCAAAGCAUAUUGUGCCUGCCUAUUGGGCUCCGGUUUUAGUUAGUAAAAUCGGGGCCAGAACAUGGAGUCGGUUGGGAUGAAUACACGGUUUGAUUCGACCAAGGGUGCUAUGAUUCCAACAUCAGGUCAAUUAUCUAGUUAUCAUCAUAAAAGCUUAUCUGAGACCCGGAGGCUUAAGACGUGGUGCUUUUGGUCCACAAAAUUUACGCACAGACAAGCGAUUCCUAUCCAGUACAAGUUUGCACCUCUGAAUAAUCAUCGGCAUCUCAAAGUGCUUGCAUUUUCAAAUGACAACGAUGAUUGGAGUAGUGACGAUGACUAUGAAUGGGAUCCUGCAUUUGAGAUUGAGGUUCCUUCCGACCAGCGCCCGGUGAAUGAACUCGCAGCUUUGAAGGAAGCUACUCUGUAUUCAUGGGCACAAUUAAGCGCUGUCGAAUUCGGGAUUCGUUUGGGGGCACUCUGGGUGUUUUUCUUCUUGUUACUUGGUGGACCUAUUGCUGCUGCUAGUUUUGAGCCCACACGGGAACCAUUGAAAUUCUUUUUGGCAGGAGGUGCUGGAUCAUUGUUUGCUGUUUCAGUGUUGGUGUUGCGCAUGUACUUGGGUUGGAGUUACGUAGGAGACCGGCUUCUUUCAGCAGUUGUGCCAUAUGAGGAAACUGGCUGGUAUGAUGGUCAGCUUUAUGUGAAACCACCAGAGAUCCUUGCCCGAGAUCGUCUACUAGGCUCCUAUCAGGUGAAGCCUGUUAUGAACCGGCUGAAGCAGACACUUAUUGGAGCAGGAGCACUUUUGGCCACAGCAACUGCAGCUUUAGUAAUACUGUUGCCUCCUCAGCAAGAUAUGGAUACCGUUAUGUACCCACCUCCGAGGAAUCGCUCGGAAGCCAUUGCGGCUGACAAUAAAACCGUCCUAAGGAAAGUAAAUAUUUUAAAUCCUCCUCCCGAAGUGAUGAAUGAUGAUGACAUGGCAGCUGCUGCAGCUUCUGCUGCUAACGGUAGGCCAGCGUACUGUUCAGACCGUUACUAUCGAGCUCUAGCAGGUGGUCAGUACUGUAAAUGGGAGGACUUGCGAAAGUAGAUAGCCAGCGACUCCACUUUCACCACAACGCAUUCGCAUCGAUAAGAAAUUGCUUACAGGCAAAUGACGAUUCUUCACAUUGUGAACGCUUCAGACACGCUCGUGUUUCAGACAUGCUUCAGUUAUAUCUUAGUUAUUAUUUUCUGGUGGGCUACAAUCACCGGUGAAGAUGCCUUGAAACAUUGGUGUGAAUUGGGGUUUGGUUCUCGGAUUAGUCAGUGGAGACCAUUAUUAACUUCAUAAGAACUUUCUGUACCGGAAAUCUGCUAAUCUAGGAAAAUCUCGAAGAGAUUGUUUAUGAAUUUGGAAGUCAGGCUUUACCAGCCUUGGCUGCACUUAGCAGUAUCCUAGGCUUGUACUUGUAGAGUCCUGAAGGACGAGUAUCUUUGAAGAAAUGGCGUUUUUUAUGUAACUUUCUGAUUUUCGGCUGCGAUUU
Messenger RNA from Physcomitrium patens, 1819 nucleotides. Its product is annotated as protein CONSERVED IN THE GREEN LINEAGE AND DIATOMS 27, chloroplastic. Lineage: Eukaryota; Viridiplantae; Streptophyta; Bryopsida; Funariales; Funariaceae. The record is from RefSeq and is a predicted model, not a curated record.